AUGAAUCUCAUCCAACAGCUUCAGAAGAAACCGAAACCGACGCUUUCGCACAUCGAGUCGUUCGAAGAUUUCACCGCCAUCAUCGAUGGCGAAGGACAGGAUUACAUCAACUUACGCCUGGAGUACGACCAGACGAAAGUCCCUUCGGGUGGGAGCGAAGUCACCGGCGCGACCGCGCAAAUGUUCAUUCGCGCGUCGAACACGAAAGAAGCCGCAGGGAGACACUUCCACGCGAAAGCGAGACAAUCUUUAGGUCUGGAACCGACGGACGAGAAGUAUUUGCGAGCGGCGAAAUUAGCCGGGAGAGGUCGAGACUCGUUGAGUUCGUUCCAAAACGACGACGACGAGGAAGAGGAAGAGGAAGAGGAGGAAGAAACGGUGGAGGAUUUGAUGAAAUCUGCGGCGUUUCAGAAGAAGAAAACGAUCAAGAAAGGAUCGAAAGAGUAUCCAGAUCAUUACGGGGCGAUUGGUUUAGCCGUGGAGAGGUAUUUGGCGACCACGGAGCAAAUUAAGGAGAAUUUCCAGGAGUAUUCGAUGAAGUUGCACCCGGACAAGUGCGGCAUCGCCGGCGCGGACGAAGAAGGAAAAGAAGCGAUCGAGCAGAGGUAUAAAGCGGUCGCGAUCGCGUACGAGGUGUUGUCGGAUGAUAAGAGAAGAAGAGAGUACGAUUCCGUAGACGCGCCGAAACACGAUUUGCCGACGAGCGUUAAAGCCGGGAAGACGUGGUUUACGACCUUCAUUCCGGCGUUUCAAAAGUUGGAGAGAUGGUCGGAAGUCAAAGGUGGACACGUAAUUUGCGAAGACGAAGAUGCGCCGUACGAGGACGUGAAGAAGAUGUACGUCUCAUGGACUAAGUUCAAGUCGUGGAGAGAGUUUCCGCACGACCAAGAGAACGAUUUGGAAUCCGCGAACGAUAGGUACCACAAGAGGCAAAUGCAAAAGGAAAACGAGACGAAGAGGAAGGAGAAGAAGAAGGAAGAGUCGGUGAAGUUGAGAGCGUUUUUCGAAGCGGCGGAGAACUUAGAUCCGAGAGUAAUUAAGGAGAAGGAGAGAAAAGCGGCAGAGAGAGAGGCGAAGAAGGCGGAAAAGAGCGGUUCGGGUGGUAAAGGUGGCGGCUCUAAGGCGGAGAACGAGGCUGCGGCGGCGGAGGCGAAAGCCGCCGCGGAAGCUGCGGCGGCGGACGCGAAGGCAGCAGCGGCAGCGGCGAAGAAGAAGAAAGAGGCGGAAAAGAAGGAAAUGCAAAAGACGAGAAAAGCGAUGAGAGCGAUUCGCGACGAGGCGGAAGGCGCGCCGGAGGAGUUUGAUUUGGAUCAGUUGAUGCUCAAGUUGGACAUCUCCGGCAUAAAGGUAUUGCUCGACGAGUGCUCCGGGAAGUCGGCGGCGGAAUCUGGCGCGAUUUUGAAAGCUGCGGUAGAGAAAGGCGCGUAA
Messenger RNA from Bathycoccus prasinos, 1428 nucleotides. RefSeq lists its product with no specific name. NCBI's taxonomy places the organism in Eukaryota, Viridiplantae, Chlorophyta, Mamiellophyceae, Mamiellales, Bathycoccaceae. The record is from RefSeq and is a predicted model, not a curated record. Gene Ontology annotation, cellular component: cytosol. The coding region runs from base 1 to 1428 and encodes 475 amino acids. Gene Ontology annotation, molecular function: ribosome binding; Hsp70 protein binding. The transcript has a single exon. Gene Ontology annotation, biological process: regulation of translational fidelity; 'de novo' cotranslational protein folding.